GGUCGCGGCGGGCAGGGAGGAUGCAGCAAUUGCAGCCCGAGCAGCGGAGCCCGGUCGCCGAGCUCCCCGGCCCCCGCAACCGCGGUGGGGCGCAGCGCGCGCCACGGACCGGGCGGAGCUAGAGGCGGGCGUCUGCACAGUAUCGCGCCACCCGCGGCUCCCCGCCUUCGGCCGGGUUCGGGAGCCCGUCGCUGCCGAUGCCCUGACGGUGGGCGCAGCUGCGUGGCUGGCGAGGCGUCGCGCGUGGGGAGAGGCCUAAGACACCCCGACUGCGGCGGCUGCGCCCACGCGAUCGGGUCGCGGGGCCCCGCGGGCGCGCGCCUCGGAGCUCCCGCCUCCUCCCCUUGCUCCUCCUUGGCGUACGGUCCUCCCCUGACCCCUCCUUCCACCCGCCGAGAGGAUGCGCUCCCCGGCGCCCAGCAGCAGAGGCCACCGCUGCCAGAAAUGCAUGCGUCUGAUCCCCUUCUCCCGGAUCCUAGGAGCCGGCGCCCCCGCCCUGUAGGGUUAUGACUCACUAUUAAAAAGAGGGACUUUUUCCAAACACUUUGCACUUUUGAUUGUGUAUUAUGGAUACCAAGGAAGAGAAGAAGGAACGGAAACAAAGUUAUUUUGCUCGUUUGAAAAAGAAAAAACAAGCCAAACAAAAUGCAGAGACAGCCUCAGCUAUAGCUACAAGGACUCAUACUGGGAAGGAAGAUGCCAAUACAGUAGUUUUAGAGCCAGACAAGUACAACAUUGCUGUGGAAGAGGAAUAUAUGACUGAUGAGAAGAAAAAGAGAAAAAGUAAUCAGUUAAAGGAGAUCAGGCGUACAGAACUAAAGAGAUAUUAUAGUAUUGAUGACAAUCAAAACAAAACACAUGAUAAAAAAGAGAAGAAGAUGGUGGUUCAGAAGCCCCAUGGGACUAUGGAAUACACUGCUGGAAACCAGGACACCCUAAACUCCAUAGCACUGAAAUUUAACAUCACUCCCAAUAAAUUGGUGGAACUGAAUAAACUUUUCACACAUACUAUUGUUCCAGGCCAGGUCCUUUUUGUGCCAGAUGCCAACUCUCCUUCCAGUACCUUAAGGCUAUCAUCAUCCAGUCCUGGUGCUACUGUCUCUCCUUCAUCAUCAGAUGCAGAAUAUGAUAAACUGCCUGAUGCUGACUUAGCACGAAAGGCCUUAAAACCCAUUGAAAGAGUCUUAUCAUCUACUUCUGAAGAAGACGAGCCAGGUGUGGUGAAAUUUUUAAAAAUGAAUUGUCGAUACUUCACCGAUGGAAAGGGUGUGGUUGGCGGUGUCAUGAUUGUGACUCCUAACAACAUCAUGUUUGACCCUCAUAAGUCUGAUCCUCUGGUUAUUGAAAAUGGGUGUGAGGAGUAUGGUCUCAUCUGCCCCAUGGAAGAGGUGGUUUCCAUUGCGCUCUACAAUGACAUUUCUCACAUGAAGAUCAAAGAUGCCUUACCAUCUGACCUACCUCAGGAUCUUUGUCCUCUGUACAGGCCUGGAGAAUGGGAAGACCUGGCUUCAGAAAAGGAUAUCAACCCAUUCAGUAAGUUCAAAUCUAUCAACAAGGAAAAACGACAGCAGAAUGGAGAGAAAACCAUGACUUCGGAUUCCAGACCAACAGUACCUUUGGAGAAGUCCACAGAACACACACCUACAAAGCCCUCAGGCAGCUCUGUGUCAGAGAAAUUAAAGAAACUGGAAUCCUCUAGGGAGACAUCCCAUGGCUCUUCCACAGUGACUAAGCUUAGCAAGGAACCUUCCAACACUUCUGCUGCAUUUGAAUCUACAGCCAAAGAAAACUUUCUAGGGGAAGAUGAUGAUUUUGUUGACUUGGAAGAACUUUCUUCUCAAACUGAUGGUGGAAUGGACAAAAAAGACACCUCAAAGGAGUGCCUUUCUCUUGCCCCAGAGGAACGAAAGAAGGUUGAGUCACAAAUAAACAAUUCAGCCGUGGAAAUGCAGAUGCAGUCUGCUCUAGCCUUUUUGGGAGCAGAAAAUGAUGUUGAACUGAAGGGGGCGCUAGAUUUAGAAACCUGUGAGAAGCAAGAUAUAAUGCCAGAAGUGGACAAGCAGUCUGGUUCACCAGAAAGCUGGGUGGAAAACACACUGAACAUACAUGAAGAUCUAGAUAAAGUUAAACUCAUUGAAUAUUACCUAAAUAAGAACAAAGAAGGGUCACAGGUAUCUGAAAAUUUGCAGAAAACAGAAUUAAGUGAUGGAAAAAGUAUUGAACCAGGGGGAAUAGACAUUACCCUUAGUAGUUCUCUUUCCCAGGCAGGCAAUCCCCUAACUGAGGGCAAUAAAGAGCCAGAUAAGACCUGUGUGAAAGAGAGAGAGCCCCUCCCAGUAAAACUGAACUCUUCUACAGAAGAAAAUGUGAUUAAAGAGGCUCUAGACUCCUCUUUGGAAUCUACUCUGGACAACAGCUGUCAAGGUGCACAAAUGGAUAAUAAAUCUGAAGUUCAGUUGUGGCUGUUAAAGAGAAUUCAGGUACCCAUUGAAGCAGAAAAAAGCAAGACCCCACCCAUGUUCCUGUGCAUCAAAGUGGGAAAACCAAUGAGAAAAUCUUUUGCCACUCACACUGCAGCCAUGGUCCAGCAGUACGGCAAACGGAGAAAGCAGCCAGAGUACUGGUUUGCUGUUCCUCGGGAGAGGGUGGAUCAUUUGUACACAUUCUUUGUUCAGUGGUCUCCUGAUGUGUAUGGGAAAGAUGCCAAAGAGCAAGGCUUUGUGGUGGUGGAGAAGGAAGAACUGAACAUGAUUGACAACUUCUUCAGUGAGCCAACAACCAAAAGCUGGGAGAUCAUCACUGUUGAGGAGGCAAAGCGCAGGAAGAGCACGUGCAGCUACUAUGAAGAUGAGGAUGAGGAGGUGCUGCCUGUCCUACGGCCCCACAGUGCGCUCCUGGAGAAUAUGCACAUCGAGCAGCUGGCCCGACGCCUUCCUGCAAGGGUGCAAGGGUAUCCAUGGAGACUGGCCUAUAGCACGUUAGAGCACGGGACCAGCUUGAAGACGCUCUACCGGAAAUCGGCAUCACUAGACAGUCCUGUCCUAUUGGUCAUCAAAGAUAUGGAUAAUCAGAUUUUUGGAGCAUAUGCAACUCAUCCUUUCAAGUUCAGUGACCACUAUUAUGGCACAGGCGAAACUUUUCUAUACACAUUCAGCCCACAUUUCAAGGUCUUUAAGUGGAGUGGAGAAAAUUCGUAUUUUAUCAAUGGAGACAUAAGUUCUUUAGAACUUGGUGGUGGAGGGGGACGAUUUGGUUUAUGGCUAGAUGCUGAUUUAUACCAUGGACGAAGCAACUCUUGCAGCACUUUCAAUAAUGAUAUUCUUUCCAAAAAGGAAGACUUCAUAGUUCAGGAUCUGGAGGUGUGGGCAUUUGAGUGAAAUUCAGACUGCCUUAAAAUAUAACAUUUAAAAGACUGGGUUUGACCAGCCCUCCUAAAGCUGGCUGGAAAAAGAAGCCCCAGCCCAGGCUGCCUCAUCCCACCCCAAUGCUUCCCUUUUGCCAUCAUCUCAGAGCAUGAUCACAUUGCAGAAAGAUUCUGGAAGGUCCACAUGGAGGGCAGACAUUGAAGAAAGAAACUUAAAAUCCAGGUUGUUGAAAAGACUGUACGUCCACUUCCUUCAAAUCCAUACAGUGAGGAAUCAGAGUGUUUAUGGAUAUAUGAGUUGAAUGCAAUUUUUAUUUUUGGUAACUGUGAAAAAAAAGAUACUGUGGAUAUAUACAUGCCUUGUGUAUUUAUCAGCAUAAUUUUCAUUACCAAAAUGUAUAGCUAUUAUUUGCCAUGGAAAAAGUUAGUCUCAUUUAGAAAAAUUGUAAGUGCACAGCACUUAAAGGGAAUAUAUGAGGUUUUUUUUUUUAAAAAAAAAAAACUUUUAUUUAUUAUUUGUAGUGUAUUGUCUGAAAUGUGUCAGCAGUUUUUUUUUUCUUUUAAUGUGUCAAAUCUUGAAAUAUUAAAUGUAUACAUUUUGUGCUAUGUUUUGGGAACAAAUCUGUUUGAUUUAUAUAGUUUUAUAUUGAAUUUUUUUUUGCCCUGAUUGUUUAGGGUGAUAGGUCUUAAGCAGCAUAUAUCUAUGUAUCUGUAUGUGGAUAUAUAAAGAUAUAUGUGUGUGUGUAUGUAUAUGUACAUAUACAUAUAUAUGAGUGUAUAAUUCUAAAUUUAUAAAAACUCAUUAUGAAUAUUCAUCAAUUUGACUAUUAUAGGCCAGCUUUCCAUUUAGUCAAUAAAAGGGUACAUUUUUAGUUACUUACCUUGAACAUAUUCGUGUGAAAAAGAAUACAUCAUUUCUCACAGUCUUAAGUUGAUAUUUAUAGAAAUGAACACCUUUGUGAACGUAGACUUAGAACAAAUCCUGCUUUUGAAAAAAAAAAUGUUUUGCUUCUUAUAAAAUCAUGUGUGUUAAUAACAAAAAUUUUAUUUUCGGAAUGUUCUUUGUAUAACUAUUCCAAGCUUUUACAUUAACGAGCAGGCCUCUGUCUUAAAAGAGACUCAGUAUAUUACUUUCUGCAUUUUUAAAAUCAAAUGAAAAAUGUCAAAUUGGA
Molecule: messenger RNA, 4536 nt
Organism: Rhinopithecus roxellana (golden snub-nosed monkey)
Lineage: Eukaryota; Metazoa; Chordata; Mammalia; Primates; Cercopithecidae
Gene: NCOA7
Product: nuclear receptor coactivator 7
Exons: 16
Coding region: 567-3377 (936 amino acids)
Biological process (GO): response to oxidative stress; regulation of transcription by RNA polymerase II
Cellular component (GO): nucleus
Source: RefSeq, a predicted model, not a curated record